CAACAGUAUGGUUUGUUUCUGUGUAGAGUGAUUGUAUUUUUGUAAUCGGUGUUGCAGUAUAUCUAUGAGCCAAUAUAGCUAAACAGACAAAUAUUUUAAGGAGACUUAUAAAUGCCGACUAUCCUUGAACUCUUUCUAGUAUUGCGCUUACCCCUCUCAUAGUAAGUUUAGAGCUUUAGAGACACUCGUUGCAGUAUUCCUGGUUCUACAUUCAAGCCGACGGAAAGCAAACAUUAAUGACAGAUGACAAGUACAAAUGAUGAUUACGAGUGUUUGGUCAUGCAAACUGUGCGCCAUGUGUUGUUUUGUGAGCCAUCCACUGACAGGCAAAACCCUACCCAGCACACAGUUAUGCACACAUAUGAUCAUCUAAACCCAGCGUUCGUAGAAAAGAACUCGCUUCUUUGCCUACUAAUCAGCAAUUUCAACAAUGCUGACAACAGAGAAAUCGACGACAAUAAUUCUAAAGGAACGCACCAUAGUACAUGGAUAGUGGAUUGUCCGAAAUGGUCUUUGGAACGUUUAAGAUCCGAAAAAUCAACCAUCAAGCGGUACCUGAUUGCACAGCGUCGAAAGCUUUCUGAUGACCGUCAACAACCGGCUGCUCAUGUGCUGAAACUAUACGAAACGCAUGCACUGCUAAAACUUUUUCUUCUUGAACGAGAUAUCGAGUAUCGGCAAGUUCAAAUUAGUCGUUCUAGAUCGUUUCUGCAGUCGCUGCAUAUGCUACUGCUGCUUUACGCUACGUACUUCGAGCGCGUUUACGGAAGGAAGGUAAGCAAAAUAAUUGAGAUGAAAUGUGGCGUUUUUAUUAUUGCAUGUCUAUUCCUUAUUCUGUAGAUAUCAAACAAAACCGAUAAGAAGGCGGUCAAUAAGCUGUAUAACAUCUUCCUUGCUGGAUCACAGAACGCCGAAACUUAGCGAGUAAAGCUUUAUUUGUUCGUGUCAGUUCCAUAAUUGUGCUGCGCGAUACACCCUCU
This is a messenger RNA of Plasmopara halstedii, 980 nucleotides long. RefSeq lists its product as uncharacterized. The coding region runs from base 244 to 840 and encodes 198 amino acids. The transcript has a single exon. NCBI's taxonomy places the organism in Eukaryota, Oomycota, Peronosporomycetes, Peronosporales, Peronosporaceae. The record is from RefSeq and is a predicted model, not a curated record.